Messenger RNA from Prunus armeniaca (apricot), 1293 nucleotides. NCBI's taxonomy places the organism in Eukaryota, Viridiplantae, Streptophyta, Magnoliopsida, Rosales, Rosaceae. The record is from the annotation of a GenBank genome assembly.
AUGCCAUCUUCAUCGCUUCGAUCUUCUUCGGAGUCGGAGAGCAGCAGCCAGGAGUACCUGCAAAGGCUCUUAGACUCGGCCCGCCCCUUCCUCCGUGGCGAGCUGGAGGCGAUCGACGAGAAUUUGCCUUCACUUGUGGGUGUGCUGCGCUCAGUUGGAGCAGGUGAGUGCUGGCACAAGCAUGGCACCUUUCUUGAACACCUGGUUGACAUAUACCGCAUUCUCAAGAUAUGGAAAGCCCAAGAUUCUGUCUGCCUUUGCGGCCUCUUUCACUCUGCUUAUUCCAAUUCCUAUGUCAACCUCGCCAUAUUUGAUCCCUCAACAGGCCGUGAAGUGGUCCGCAGCCAUGUUGGGGAUGCUGCAGAACGCUUGAUUCACUUGUUCUGUAUCGUCCCAAGACAGUCUCUAAUUCACGAUGACCUUUUGUUCCACUACACAGACUCGGAGCUCGUUGAACAUCUCAAACAAUCUGAGGUAUCGCUUGCUGCCCCUGCCACUAAUUCUAAUUCUAAUAAUCAGGAUCAGAUUCAGGAGGAUCACUCAGCAGCGCCUUGGAGUUGGAGGAAGAAACUGCAAACUCUUGUUCCUGCUAAUGGGAUUACAGUGAAGCACAUAAAGACCGGGGAAGAUGUCUUGGUCUCAAGGAGGGUAGUUGCAGUGUUUCUUAUGAUGACAAUAGCAGAUUUCAGUGACCAACUUUUUGGUUUCCAGGACGAGCUGUUUGAUAACAAAGAUGGCCGCCUUGAGUUUAAGGGCAACAACUAUGAAGCUCUGUGGCCUGGCGAUGGCAAGCCGGGGCUUUGGAUGAAUUCCAUAUCAAGAAUCGCUGCAAUAUACACUCUGAUCGUGAGAGAGGAAGCGAUUUUUGUUCAAGAGAGGAAAAUUACUAGUGCUACUGCAACUGGAGACAAGUUGGACAAAUCUAGAGAUGAAGAUAUUGAGCUGGUGGUGCCACCGACAAGUGCACAAGGAGAGAUUGUUGAUGAUGGUAGAGGAGCUGAUGAUGAGGAAGCGACGGCGGUUCUGUUGAGGUCGUGUGUUGAGAAAAACCCUUUUAUUGGGGAGCCACAUGUGGUGUUGGCUCAGGUUUAUUUGACAAAAGCAAAGUUUGAGGAGGCAGAGAGAGAGGCAGAGAGAGGGCUGACUCUGAUGUUGGAAUGGGGGAGUGCUUGGGACAAGAGGAUGUCUUGGGAAGGAUGGAUUGCUUGGGCAAGAGUGCUGCUCAUGAAGGCAAGAGACAGAUCAUGGCCACAAACUUCCUGGGGCAUCCUCAACUUGGGCCUUGUCAAGUAG